Molecule: messenger RNA, 512 nt
Organism: Ruditapes philippinarum (Manila clam)
Lineage: Eukaryota; Metazoa; Mollusca; Bivalvia; Venerida; Veneridae
Exons: 3
Coding region: 105-443 (112 amino acids)
Source: RefSeq, a predicted model, not a curated record
AAUUGGCCUGCUGAAUAACCAACUGUUAACAUCAAUCAAUCUCUCAAAUUGUAAACACACUAUAAAUAGAAGAGAUCUAAAGGAUAUACAAUAAGAUUUUCAAAAUGUCGACGCCGCGUCAGUAUUUUUGUUUCAUGAUUUUAUUAUUAUUAUUUUUGUUGUUGUUGGAAUGCCAAGACAUGUCUAAAGUGGAAUGUAGAUCAGCUGUACAGAUGGCUGUCAACGCUAAAGGCAAAAGAUCUGCAAGACAGCAUCAGGUUCAUCAUCAAGCCAACAAUCUCCCUAAAAAAGAUCCACCGUCAAAGACGAUAAAAACAUUUUUGCUGUCAGCGAUGUGUUCUGGAUGCCGAGGAAACUGCACCUGCAUGUCAAAAUUGGAGUGUUUUGCGCCUUGUGAGAGUCAAUUACUAAAACUGAGUGUCAACAAUGGUAUAAAUUUGUAAAACCUUGUUAGUUUGUUUUUGGCUUUUCUUUGUCAUUUCAUAAUACUAAUAGAGCUCAAUUUGAAAACA